UGCUGCUUCACUGUCUUUACAGAAAGUUGUAGAAGUUCUCAGACGUGUCACUGCUGGAUGUGAGGAUGCAAGCCACUUUGCUCUGUGAGCUGGGCCUGUUCUUGCUCUGUACGCUCCUCUGUACUGGACAUGCUCAAGAUGCUGUGCUAACUAUUGAACUCAGCUGGUCCAGUUUUUUCAUCGGAGAGUCUGUUACCUUCCAAUGUGACAUGAAUGAAGGAGAAGACACUGACUGGGAAUACAAAAUCAACAAGGAUGGUCAAGACUUUUUCUCCUACAGGAUAAACAAAGACUACAAAUUAAAAAUGACAUCUACAGGUGACAGUGGUGAAUAUCAGUGCUUUGGUCUCAGGAUGAGCUCACGUGAUACAAAGAAAAGUAAUACUCUCUCUAUAACUGUAUUAGAUAAACCCAGAGCCACACUGACAGCAGGAACAACAACCAUACCAGUAGGGGGCAGUGUGACACUGACCUGCUCUGUGCAGAGCUCUGAUGGAUGGAAAUAUGAGUGGUUCAGACGAACCAAAAGAACCUCUGAAGUUCAAAUCAGAGAUCAACAAAACAGAGAUAUCAGAGUACCUUACGGAGGAAUCUACCGCUGCAGAGGAACAAGAGGAAACCCAGUUUACUACACUGAUAAAAGUGAUGAUGUCACCAUUGAUAUAACCUUUUCCAAUAAAGUUGUUGUAAAACAACAACCCAACUGGCCUCAGUUAUUCAGAGGUGAGACGAUCACUCUGACAUGUGAGGUGCAGGAAGGAGGUGAAACUGAGUGGUUUUCUGAAUGGAGAGGACCCAGGACACUCACACAAAGGAUACCCUAUAAUUUUCUGAGAUUUGUAGUUUCUGAGUCCAGCAGUGGAGACUACAUGUGUAAGAGUCGACGCGGUUAUGACCGAUAUUCUUCAACCGAGUGGAGUGAACCCUUCACAUUAUCAGUAUCAAAUCAACCAAAGGCUCAAAUAACGUCUGAUAUGAGAGACGUUCCAGUAGGGGGCAAUGUGACCCUGAAAUGUUCAGUGAACCCAGUAUCAAAUGGAUGGAUAUACUACUGGUGCAGAGAUGAGAACUGGUCUGAACCCCUGACCACACAAGAUGCAGUUUUCCACUCAAAUGGACAAAUCACAGUCUCACAGGAAGGACUCUACAGAUGCAGAGGAGGCAGAGGAAACACAGUUUACUACACAGAGGACAGUGAGCCCUUCAGCAUUGGUAAAAAUGCUACGUCCAGUUCUUCAUUUCUUGUUCUGAUGAUCACGGGACUCAUUUCUGGAAUCAUAUUUAUUUUCCUCCUGUUCCUGUUCCUGUACAAAAAGAAAUGUUCUGCUGAUGACCCGAGGGUGAGUCAGGAUGAAAAUCAACAGCAAGUCUACUCCUCUCUUCUUCAUGGUGAGGAUUCUGUCUAUGAAACAAUCAGAGACUCUGGAAAUACUCAAAAUGCUGGGUGAUCUGUGUGAUGUGGGUCCAGUGGGUCCUUCUUGUGGAAACUCAACGAUUCUUUCUAUCCAAAGUGGGCGAACUAUGAGAAGUGACAGUAGUUUGAUCAUCUCCUUUCCUCAUAACUGAAAACUUAUUCUCACUCUCAACCAUCAGACCUUUGUCAGGUCCCAUUCACUCAUAUUUGCCACCAUUCACGGACCCUCAAGUUGCAAACUAUGGGCACAAAUAUACAUUAACCUUUUCGAGUAAAGUAUUUAGUUUUAACGUUUAGCUAAACAUCCGAAAUAUGUUUUAAAAAUGUUUCUCUGAUGUUUUGUUUAUAUAUUAUUUAUGUUUUAAUUUCUCACUAAUGUAAAAAAAAGUCCAUAUCCAAAAAUGACCAUGCAAACGUUAAAUAUAAGUGAGGCAACUCUCUAAAAGGUUCAUUAAUUACAUUACCUGUGUCAGUGUGUGAUUUUAUCCUUAA
Oreochromis niloticus (Nile tilapia) is the source of this 1906-nucleotide messenger RNA. RefSeq lists its product as uncharacterized. The transcript is spliced from 10 exons. Gene Ontology annotation, biological process: immune response; cell surface receptor signaling pathway. The record is from RefSeq and is a predicted model, not a curated record. Bases 66 to 1448 code for a protein of 460 amino acids. Gene Ontology annotation, cellular component: external side of plasma membrane. Lineage: Eukaryota; Metazoa; Chordata; Actinopteri; Cichliformes; Cichlidae. Gene Ontology annotation, molecular function: transmembrane signaling receptor activity.